UUCGUCAUUAUUCUAAAACUAAAGAUUAAUCGCAGAGAUUGUUUUGAAAUAUGAUUAGUAUUCGUGGUUUACUGACGCCUGCUGCUGCUGAAAUGCGAAACAAAUUAUUUAAGUAUGGUCCAUUCAUUGCGCAUGCGACCGUGGUGGACAUCCCCUGAUUUUCCGCCAUCUUCCUCUUCGGUUGUUCAACCAUUGUUCACACAAGCUAAUUGUUGGUUUGCGGUCAGCGACUGGGUUGAUUUGUGCGCCUUUUUAUAACAACUUCUUUAAGUCUACAUGAGCAUUAUCCAAAAGGUCACAUAUUUAGAAAGUGUGUGUGCAUUACUCAAAAUACCAUAGGUACACGGAUUACUCACUCAGGGCACGACCUACAAAAACAUGAUGAUGAUGAUGGACGACGAACAGCCCAAAACCCUGUAUGUAGGGAACUUGUCCAGGGAUGUCACUGAGCCCCUCAUCCUACAGGUUUUCACACAGAUCGGCCCCUGCAAGAGCUGUAAAAUGAUUGUUGAUACUGCAGGCAAUGACCCAUACUGUUUUGUGGAGUUCUAUGAGCACAGGCAUGCUGCCGCAUCACUGGCUGCCAUGAAUGGACGUAAAAUUAUGGGUAAGGAGGUUAAAGUCAACUGGGCCACAACACCAAGCAGUCAGAAAAAAGACACAAGCAAUCAUUUCCAUGUCUUUGUUGGAGACCUCAGCCCAGAAAUCACCACAGAUGAUGUAAAAGUGGCCUUUGGUCCAUUUGGGAGGAUAUCGGAUGCUCGUGUGGUCAAAGAUGUGGCAACGGGAAAGUCUAAAGGCUAUGGCUUUGUCUCUUUCUUCAACAAGUGGGAUGCAGAGAACGCCAUUCAGCAGAUGGGUGGUCAAUGGCUAGGCGGCAGACAGAUCAGGACCAACUGGGCCACUAGAAAGCCCCCAGCUCCUAAAACCACCUAUGAAACAAACACGAAGCACCUGUCCUUUGAUGAGGUUGUGAACCAGUCCAGCCCCAGUAACUGCACUGUGUACUGUGGAGGAGUCGGCACCGGUCUAACAGAACAAUUGAUGAGACAGACCUUUUCCCCCUUUGGACAAAUCAUGGAAAUCCGUGUGUUCCCAGACAAAGGAUACUCUUUUGUGCGGUUUACCUCUCAUGAGGGAGCAGCCCAUGCCAUUGUGUCUGUGAAUGGGACUUCGAUAGAGGGCCAUAUGGUGAAGUGUUAUUGGGGUAAAGAGACCACAGACAUGAUGAGUCCUAUGCAGCAGGUGCAACAAGUUCCCCAGAACAAAGUGGGCUUUGCGGCCCAGCCUUACGGCCAGUAUGCCCAGUGGUAUGGCAAUGCCCAGCAGAUUGGCCAGUACGUCCCCAACGGGUGGCAGGUACCCACCUAUGGGGUUUACGGCCAGGCCCAGGCCUGGAACCAGCAGGGUUUUAAUUGAUGUUCCCUCCCCCAGGACUGAUGCACAGAAAAAACAUCUGCCUGCGCAAAAAAGCACUAGAUUAAACUUCACUCAACUUUAUGGAGUUUUCCCUGUUAACACUCAACAUUUCCCUUUACUGUGGGAAUUGUGAUCGAAUCAACGCUAUUAGCCACUUUCAAUGCAACAUCCUGAAACAAAACAAACUAUUCAAGCUAUUUUGUUGUUUGCCGAACGCAUUGGAGUAGGAUUCUAUUGCAUUGACAGGCACAACUCAGGCCUGUAAUCUACACAGACCGCUGCGCCAUAACCAAUCAGCUGCAGUAGGGCUAUAUGAAAAUAGAUCAUUGCCAUAUAUGGAUCUGUGCCUUUCUAUUGGAACUGGACUGUUAACAGAAUGAGCGGUCGUGAUUAAAUGCCCUUUUUUGAGAUCAAAGCGAGAGCUACAUGUAGCGACAUGCACAUUUGUUCAUAUCCUUUGCUAGUUAGUGAGUUAUUAGCCAAGUUCUAGAUAAUAUGUAGUCAGCGAUGGGAGAGUGAUUGCUUCCUACGAGAGCACACAACGUGUGCGUUUCUAGUCAUCUUUGAAAAAUGAGUCAGGUAAAGGGCUUUUCUUUUGUCUUAAAGGUGCAGUGUUGUAUUUUGAGACCGGCUUGAAUAAGCUAAGUUGCCAAUAGGCAGAGGAUGUUAUAAUUUGUCUGAUUCUCUGUAAUAAUGGUAUGGAAAUAAUGAUGUGUUUUAUUUUGUAAAGAGGUUUCUUGCAUCAAACAUAUUUUCAGUCACCUUGUCUGAAGGAAUAGUGGAUGAACAGGUUUAAUGUCUAGCCGUGCAUAUUUUUUUUUUCCAAAGUUAUGGUAUGUAGGUCUACAUUGGCUGCUACUUUAGGCUGAACAAUAGAACAGCUAUUUCCAUGUUAAAAUGUUAUGGGAUGCAUUUUCCAUUGUUUAUGGUAGGCUUACAUUAUAAUCAAAUAGCCACGGCAGCCUACUUGACCACAUAGUUUUAACUUAGAGGUUAUAUACAGCCUGUUCACAUUAAACGUGCGCCAGAAUUUUCACAACAGACCUGAAAUUUGCUCAGUGCUGAAAUCUUUGAGGGAACAUUGCUCCCAGACCCUGCCGCUGAAAAGUGUCCCCCAUUGCAUGAUGCUGCCACCACCAUCCUUCACGGUAUUGAUGGUGCGAGACGGGUAAUGAGCUCUGCCUGGUUUUCUCCAGACAUGGCGCUUUGCAUUCAGGCUAAUUCUUGUCUCUUCAGACCACAGUCUUUUGUGUUUAUGAUCUCUCUUCACAUGCCUUUUUGCAAACUUCAGUCGUGCCUUUUUCUCAGGACUGGCUUCUGUCGGGUUACUCCCAUAAAGCCCAGAUUGGGGAAGUGCUGUAGAGACCAUUGUCGUGGCAGGUUCUUCCAUCUCAGCCAAGGAGCUCUGUAGUUCUGUCAGUCGUCAUUGUGUUCUUGGUUACCCCCCCGGACUAAGGUCCUUCUUGAUCGUUUGGUCGGACGGCCAACUCUAGCCAGAGUCAGUUUUUUUCCAUUUCCCAAUAAUGGAGACCACUGUGCUCUUGGAAACUUUCAACACUGUAGACAUUGCUUUAUACCCUUCCCCAGAUAUAUGCCUCAUCACAAUUCUAUCUAUUUGGAGUGCCAUAGCAAAGGGGUGUGAAUACUUAUGUAAAUGCAAUAUUUUCUAUACAUUUGCAAAAAAUUCUAAAAACAUGUUUUCAACUUGUCAUUAUUGUGUGUAGAUGGGUAAAAAAGUAAUCAAUUCAAGCCAUUUUUAAUUUGGGUUGUAACAAUGAAAUAAAUCAAGGGAUGUGAAUAUUUUACAAAGGCACUGUACUUACA
Molecule: messenger RNA, 3243 nt
Organism: Oncorhynchus tshawytscha (Chinook salmon)
Lineage: Eukaryota; Metazoa; Chordata; Actinopteri; Salmoniformes; Salmonidae
Product: nucleolysin TIA-1-like
Exons: 12
Coding region: 379-1419 (346 amino acids)
Molecular function (GO): RNA binding
Source: RefSeq, a predicted model, not a curated record